AUUUCAGUGCUUUGUUAUUAUUUUUUAAGCCUAAUUCGACUUAAAGAAUCUCAGCACCGUCCAAGAGGGAAAGCUGCAUGCAUGUAGGCUGUGGGAAGCGGUAGCCUCUAGGGCCCAGAGGAUAUGCGGGAGGCAUUUUCUCUGCUGGUGCGGCUGCGAGCGAGCAGAGCGAGAGACCUGGAAAUGAAAGUAAAGAGCUCAGGAGGCACAUGGAGGGAGCUGCAGGGGCAGCCGAUCCACAAGCAGAAUGCUCCCUCCUAUAAUUAAAUAGCACUUACUGUUAUUAUUACUUUUAGUAAUAAUACGUUAAUAAUACCUCUAGUAAUAUAAUACCAUUUAUCGAGGAAAGUUAUACGUAGCGUGGGGGGGAGAACCGGAGGAGAGCAAUUGUAAUGGAGAGACAGAAGAGAAAACAAGAAAUAGAGAAAGGACUUCAAUUAAUUCAGUCUACGUUACCUUUAAGCCAAGAAGAUUAUGAGGCUGUCUUGCAGAAGCUGGUGAGAAACUUGUUUGCAGAGGGCAAUGAUUUGUUUCGAGAGAAGGAUUUCAAGCUGUCGCUGGUACAGUAUGUAGAAGGGCUGAACGUGGCAGAUUAUGCAGCCUCUGAUGAGGUGACCAUCCCAAAGGAACUCCUGUGCAAGCUGCAUGUCAACCGAGCUGCCUGCUACUUCGCCAUGGGGUUGUACGAGAAGGCUCUGGAAGACAGUGAAAAGGCUUUAGGUCUUGACAAGGAGAACAUCCGAGCGCUCUUCCGCAAAGCUCGCUCUCUAAAUGAACUUGGAAGACACAAAGAGGCGUAUGAGUGUAAUAGCCGUUGUCUGCUCUCCCUCCCCCAUGAUGAGAGCGUCACGCAGCUGGGACAGGAGCUUGCACAGAAGCUGGGACUGAGGGUUCGAAAAGCAUAUAAAAGGCCUCAGCAGGAAUUGGAAACAUUCUCUCUACUCAGUAACGGCACGUCCAUCAAUUUGUCAAAUCAGACCACUUCCAAUGGUUUGGGGUCGAUUGAUGAUAUCGAAACAGACUGCUCUAUGGACCUGCAGUGCCUGCCAGCUCCUGUGGCCACCCCCAUCCCCGUGAGCGAGGGGCUGUCCCCUUUGCACUCAGAUUCAGAUGCAAAGGGCCUGCCUAGCUCGCUCCCUGCUGCUAGCCUGCUCCCAUCUCCAGAGUCCGUGUCUCUGCCAGUGCCUGACAGUGUGGAGGACUUCACAGAUGGGGACAUAAUUGGGGAAGAACUGGACUCCCUCCUGGAUUCCCUCGCUGAGGGUUCACCGUACCCUCUAUCUUUGGUCCAGGGCACCAUUCCCACCAACCUGCCAACAGAGAUGCCCCAGCUGAUCCCCGUGUUUCCAGGGGGAACUCCGCUGCUUCCUCCAGUUGUGACAGCUAGCAUCCCUGUCUCCACCCCGCUGCCACCUGCCUCCUUUGGCCUGGUGAUGGAUCCCACCAAACAGCUCUCCUCUUCCUCUGUCUUGGAUGCCUUCGAGCCCCCACCCGGGGGAAGUGGUGGCUCCACCUUAGAUUCCCUGGAUUCCCUGGACCUGCUCCCCUACACAGACUCACGUCUCGAUGCCCUGGAUUCCUUUGGGACAAGCAGAGGGUCGCUGGAUGCCUUGGACUCCUUUGCCAUCGAAGAAACCAGCCCUCAGGAACUGCGACAUCCACCUGGCAACCAAAAACCAUCCCCCGUGGUCAGCCUUGGAGGAGUGAGUCACCCAGCUGUGCCCAAAGUCACCGAGCACCUGCUGUCCCAGCCAGAACCAGUAAUACCCAACACAGCCUUGCUGGUGAAGAACCCUCUGGCAUCCACCCAUGUCUUCAAACAAGCCUGUCACAUCUGCUACCCUAAAACAGGCCCCAAGGCUGGUGAUUACACCUAUCGAGAAGGCUUGGAGCAUAAAUGCAAGCGAGACAUCCUGCUGGGCCGGCUGAAGAACUCAGAAGACAAGACUUGGAAGAGGAUCCGUCCUCGCCCAACCAAAACCAACUUUGUAGGAUCAUAUUACCUGUGCAAAGAUAUGCUUAACAAGCAGGACUGUAAGUACGGGGAUAACUGCACCUUCGCGUACCACCAGGAAGAGAUCGACGUGUGGACGGAGGAGAGGAAGGGGACUCUCAACCGUGACCUCCUCUUUGACCCACUAGGUGGGAUCAAGCAGAGCAACCUUACCAUUGCCAAGCUCCUGAAGGAACAUCAAGGCAUCUUCACCUUCCUCUGUGAGAUUUGCUUUGACAGCAAACCCCGGAUUAUCAGCAAAGGGACCAAGGACACGCCAUCUGUCUGCUCCAACCUCUCUGCCAAACACAGUUUCCAUGACAACAAGUGUCUGGUCCACAUCGUACGUUCCACAUCCCUGAAAUAUUCCAAGAUCCGACAGUUCCAGGAACACUUUCAGUUUGAUGUGUGCCGGCACGAGGUGCGCUACGGCUGCCUGCGUGAGGAUAGCUGCCACUUUGCUCAUAGUUUCAUUGAGCUCAAGGUCUGGCUGCUGCAGCAGUAUUCAGGAAUGACCCACGAAGAUAUUGUGCAGGAAUCUAAGAAGUACUGGCAACAGAUGGAGGCACAUGCCAGCAAACCAACCAACAACAUGGCUUCUCCCCGGGCUCCCACAUCGAGCACCUUUGACCUUCAGAUGAAAUUUGUGUGUGGCCAGUGCUGGAGGAAUGGACAGCUGGUGGAGCCAGAUAAAGACCUCAAGUACUGUAGUGCCAAAGCCCGCCACUGUUGGACAAAGGAACGUCGAGUUCUGCUGGUGAUGUCCAAAGCGAAGAAGAAGUGGGUGUCUGUCCGACCACUGCCUUCCAUCCGCAACUUCCCACAGCAAUAUGAUUUAUGUAUCCAUGCACAAAAUGGCAGGAAAUGCCAGUAUGUGGGCAACUGCUCCUUCGCCCAUAGUCCUGAGGAGAGAGACAUGUGGACCUUCAUGAAGGAAAACAAAAUACUAGAUAUGCAGCAGACCUAUGACAUGUGGCUAAAGAAACACAAUCCUGGGAAGCCUGGAGAGGGAACACCACUCACUUCGCGAGAAGGGGAGAAACAGAUCCAGAUGCCCACUGACUAUGCUGACAUCAUGAUGGGCUACCACUGCUGGCUCUGCGGGAAGAACAGCAACAGCAAGAAGCAAUGGCAGCAGCACAUCCAGUCAGAGAAGCACAAGGAGAAGGUCUUCACCUCAGACAGUGACUCCAGCUGCUGGAGCUAUCGCUUCCCUAUGGGCGAGUUCCAGCUCUGUGAAAGGUUCCAGAAGAGCAAGGCCUUACUGCAGAGCAAGCGUUGCAACUGGCCUGCUUUCUUGGGAAUUCAGUACUAG
Lagopus leucura (white-tailed ptarmigan) is the source of this 3308-nucleotide messenger RNA. It is a transcript of the gene ZC3H7B, whose product is annotated as zinc finger CCCH-type containing 7B. NCBI's taxonomy places the organism in Eukaryota, Metazoa, Chordata, Aves, Galliformes, Phasianidae. The coding region runs from base 393 to 3308 and encodes 971 amino acids. The transcript has 24 exons. Gene Ontology annotation, biological process: miRNA processing. The record is from RefSeq and is a predicted model, not a curated record. Gene Ontology annotation, molecular function: protein binding; miRNA binding; metal ion binding.